Messenger RNA from Mollisia scopiformis, 934 nucleotides. RefSeq lists its product as uncharacterized. Lineage: Eukaryota; Fungi; Ascomycota; Leotiomycetes; Helotiales; Mollisiaceae. Gene Ontology annotation, molecular function: DNA-binding transcription factor activity, RNA polymerase II-specific; RNA polymerase II cis-regulatory region sequence-specific DNA binding. The record is from RefSeq and is a predicted model, not a curated record. Gene Ontology annotation, biological process: regulation of transcription by RNA polymerase II. The coding region runs from base 117 to 854 and encodes 245 amino acids. The transcript is spliced from 5 exons.
CUCGUGCCCUUUACCUUUGAUCCUUUGGGUCCGCCUAAAGAUCUGACGAUCAGUUUACACCAAACUCGGCCAUUCAAAAUGAGAGGUGGAAACAAGAAGAUGGAGGAGAGGGAUGCAUGGUAUCUUUGAUGGGAAAUCGUACACUAGUCACCACAUCAGGAGACAGUGAGCUUUGCCAAAGAAACUUAGCCAACCCAUUUCUACCUUCACACCAGCAAUCAAACAACAACGCAUCUACUUCAGCGACAAUGCAGCUUUCUCACCAGCCUGAUUCAUUUACCUCCAAUCUAUGGAGCGAUAAAAUACGUUACGGGACGCCAACCGAUUAUACUGGCGAGCUCGUUGGCUUUCAAAGCCCUCCAACGACAACGUUUUCCUUUGAUACCCUUCAACCUUUCGACACUUUCGACCUUAAUGACGAUUUCAUUCUCUUCGAUAAUGCGACGGACUUCAACUAUGACUCUAGCAUGGGAAUGGCUGAGCUUUUUCAGACUGAUUUCAACUCAACACAAGAAUCACAGCCAAUGUAUACAUUCGGUUCACCAGGGAGUGAAGUGUCUGCGUCUGGAGUCAACGAAUUUACCCUACAAGCCCCAGAUCGCAACAAUCAAGAUUCCAUUCAACCACAAACCCUCUCAUCCGCCCCGCACCGUCCCGCAACCCGCUAUAAUUGCGCCCAUGCAACUUGCCAGGCAUCUUACAAGCGCCGAUACGAGCUUUAUCGGCAUCAACGCGUGCAUAACGGAGUAAGGAAUCAUGUGUGUCAUUUUGUGGGGUGUCACAAGGCGGCUCCGAAUGGAUUUGCGAGGAAGGAUCAUUUGAGGCAACAUUUGAGGCAGGUUCAUGGGGUUUGAGGAUUAGGAUUCGGGUCAAGAAAAGCGAAGGAUAGGAAGGAAUGGGGAGGGAAGAGAUGGAGUUUGGACUUUUGCUUUCG